Molecule: messenger RNA, 1350 nt
Organism: Sinocyclocheilus anshuiensis
Lineage: Eukaryota; Metazoa; Chordata; Actinopteri; Cypriniformes; Cyprinidae
Product: NTF2-related export protein 2-like
Exons: 5
Coding region: 224-655 (143 amino acids)
Biological process (GO): nucleocytoplasmic transport
Source: RefSeq, a predicted model, not a curated record
GGUGUAGUUUUCCGGCGGAACAAUAAUCGUGAACACACACAUUUGAGCACAUUUUUCUCGAUGUAGAAUGUUUGUAUAUAACGUUAUAUAUAAGAGUAAGAGAGCAUAAUUCUGAUAUUGUUUUACACGCAAUAUCAUCCUUUUCAUUGUGGGCAUAAACUACGAUUACAAUAGUUUGGAUAUCAAAUUCUCACAACGACUGAACAGCACAAACAGUGACUUCAUGUCUUCAACGGUGGACUUCAGGACUCUGGUUGAUCAGUCAUGCAGAUACUCGGACGAAUUCGUCAAUAUCUAUUAUGACUGUAUGGACAAGAGAAGACGGAAUUUGACGAGGCUGUAUCUGGACAAAGCUACGCUAGUGUGGAAUGGAAAUGCAGUCACAGGUCAUGAUGCUCUCAGCGAGUUCUUCGAGUCUCUUCCUUCCAGUGAAUUUCAAGCGCAAUCUCUUGACUGCCAGCCUGUGCACGAACAAGCAACUCAAGGCCAAAUGACGUUGUUGGUGGUUACAGCUGGCUCAGUGAAAUUUGAUGGAAACAAGCAGAGAUUCUUCAACCAGAAUUUCUUAUUAACUGCCCAAGCCUCUCCUAACAGCGACCAGCCCGUAUGGAAGAUUGCAAGCGACUGCUUUCGCUUUCAAGACUGGGCAAACUGAAUCGCAGCUUCAAAUCUUUUGUAUAGCUUUUUUUCAUUUUUGUAAACUCGUUGCAAUUUAAUACGUUCUGUAAAUAAAACCCAUUGACCAUUAAACUGUGUCUACUAUGGAGUACCACGCAAUUUGAGUAGAAAAUGAUUUUAAUUGACCAAAUAUAACAUACAGUGAACCACAAUAAAUAAGCAUCAUAGAACAUUCUACAAGCGAAUUCACAAUUUAUCAAUGCAAACAUUUGACUGCUGUAUAGUCUAGACUGUGGUGACUUGAACCCUGAUGGUUGUGUGGGGGAAAAAAAACGGAUGAAUCUGUUGGCUUAAUGGCUAAAAAUCCCUGACAAAAAUAGUGCAACUGACAAAAUAAUUCUAAAUAAAACACGUUCUAGAAUGAGACAUUCGGUAACCCAAGAGCUAACAAUUUACAGUGCCUGUACAGACCACACUUAAAAAAAAAACAAAAAAACAAACAAGGAUUCAAAUGAAAUGUCUAGGUUUGACCAAAUAAAUUAAAAUACAGAAUACAAUAUUAACUGACUGACAAGGGUUCCUCAACCUCAAAAUUCAUAUUCUUGGGUUUGUUCCUUUUCAGCUUUAUACAUUAAGUAUUGAGGACUGGUUUAAUGACAUAUUACCAAAUAUAUUAAAAGCCUGCAGAAGUGGAAUUUGCGACAGACAAGCGAGACACUGUUAACAGUAAAA